UACUAUUUUAUCAAUAUUGAUAUUUUACAGGUCCUCAGCUCAAAAGAUUAUUGCUUAAUUCUUGGAAGACCAGGGACUGGUAAAACGACGACGAUAUCAAAGUUAGUUCAGACAAUGGUUGGCAGAGGGUCAAGUGUUCUCGUCACAAGUUACACUCAUUCAGCAGUUGAUAACAUACUGCUGAAACUAAAAGAGGAUUCAGCACUCCCAACAAGCAACAUGUCAACUGGGAACCGAACAGUUUACAUGAACGUCCCCAACAGUGCCCACCACUAUCAGUCGUCCCCUGCCCUCGACACACUGGCCCUACAAGAACCUCGGUACUAUGACAACGACUACAAUCACGGACAUUUGACAUACAGAGAGACCUCUAGUCAGCAGGGGAGGAAUGAUUCUCCUCUUGGAGCCAGGCAGUAUCACUAUCAGGAGGAGAACCCAUAUUCUCAAUCCGAGGCGAGGUUUUACCUCCAGCCCUCCCAGGGCGACCCAACACCUUAUUCUCACCAUCCUACAUACAGCCCCCCUUACCCAGAUCCCAACACCAGCAAUUCUGAUUUCCACACUCCUCAUCCCGAUUCAUAUGCUGCUCACCCUGUCAGAGAUCCUCCACCAAGACAUGAUUACCCUGAAUACACCCCUUCUAGCACCGCCGUGUGCGAUCUACCUCCACCUGUAUAUCACCCAGAGCUCAGUCCUCCUCUCCCUCCAAGAAACAGGAGUAGUCCAAACAGCUCUAUAAACAGCACCCACUUGAGCUCCAACCUUGGUCGAAUGUCCCCCAUCUCCAGUGGCCCACUUUCCCCCAGCCAGCAAUCUCGACAUCAGUCCUUUAAAUCCAUGUCACAGGGCUCUCGCUCCCUCGACUACCAGAACGUCUUCAUUGACAAGGAGAGACAGCUGGGUAGUGGGGCUUACGGUGCCGUCUACCACGCAAAUUGCGACCAGCUCGCCUGUGCGGCCAAGGUCAUGCACAGGGCCCUCUCCGCUCCAGGAAACCUGGGCGUCGAAACAGCUCUGGAGAGAUUCAAACUCGAGAUUGACCUACUCAGUGGAAUACGACACCCAAACAUCGUUCAAUAUCUCACAACCACACUCGAACCGGUGACCGGGAAUCCGGUUUUGCUGAUGGAGUUGUGCGACGAGAACCUCACACACUACUUGGAGCGCUCGGGGCCACCUUACCACGAGCAGCUCAACAUCUGCGUGGACAUCUCUCUGGCACUGGCCCACCUACACCUCAACAACCUCCUCCACAGAGAUCUCACCUCAAACAACGUCCUCAUGAGUCGCGGGAAAGCAAAGAUCACCGAUUUCGGGAUGUCGAAGCUCGCCGAGUUUCAACCCAACACCCUGUGCCCCGGUAACCCGGUUUACAUGCCACCAGAAGCUCUCAACGAGCCACCGAAGUACACACUUAAGUUGGACGUUUUCUCGUUUGGGGUUCUGAUGGUGCAGAUUAUGACGCAAAAGUUUCCGGAGCCCUCUAACCGUUUCCGGCCCGAAUCAUCUUCUGAUCGUCAGGUCUUUGUACCUGUUUCAGAGGUGGAGAGGAGGAAGAAUCACCUGCAGUUGAUUGAAAAGUCCAACUCUCUCAGACCUGUCGCUGAGCGCUGUCUUGCCGAUAAGGAGGGGCUGAGACCUUCGUCGCAGAAUCUGAGUCUGGAACUAAACGCCAUGAAGACAAAGCCUAAUUUCACGCAGAGCUUGAACAUCGGCCGACGCGUCAAGACAGAGUCUCACGUUGGUCAACACGACAGGACACGCGAACUCGAGCAGCACAACCACGCCCUCCAGAUGAAGCUGGACCAGGCGUCUAUCCAGAUCGAGAAUCUCCAGGGAACUCGCGACACUCUCGCACACACCCGCGAGCAACUUAGGCAAGAGAAACACAAGUACGAACAGAAGACCAAGGAGUGCGAGAAGCUGAAAGCAGCAGCAAACGACCAGGAGGAGUUUCUGGCGAUGUUUCAGAGGACAAAUGAAGAAGUUGCCGCCGAGAAAAAGAGGCUGGAGGCCAAAAUGCGCGAACUGGAGCAGAAGCUGAAGCUGGCAGAGAUGAAUAUCGAGGAGAGAGAUCGAACCAUUCGUGACCAGGAGGAGCAGAUUCUCUAUUUCAAGAAGAUGGGAUGUGGAGGUUCGGGUAAUGUGGGUGCAUACACUACAGCUGGAGUGGGGGUGGGGGAUGCGGGGUAUAGGGAUCUCAGAACUCUUCACUGGACAGUAGCCGAACGAGCGCCUGUUGAGUUAUCGGCCGGAUCAGCCGUCACCAUUGGCGACGACGUGUACGUGGCGUCCGACAACUCUAAAACUGUCUACUGCUACGACUCGAGGGGAAAGUGGACGGCGCUUCCCGACUGCUACUCCACCGCUUUCAGUCUGACUGCGAUAGACGGGAAACUUGUCACGGUCGGGGGGUUGGAAGGAGCAAUGAGUAAAAACCUGUACUGCUACGACCCCCACAGGAGGGAGUGGAACGAGAAUGCCUUCCCUCCCAUGCCGACCGCUCGGCGAGAACCAAUCACCCUCACCACUCCUCGCUGUCUCAUCGUGGCGGGCGGCUUCAGCGGGGUCCGCGCACUCGAUGUCGUAGAAGUUAUGAGCAUCUCCGAGAAAAAGUGGACCACCUGCCCGAGUCCCCUACCGCACAUUGUGUUUGGCGGAACCAUGGCUCUCUGCGACAACCAGCUCUUUCUCGCUCCUUUCAAUGUGGAGUCGGUAAACAGUCAACAGAUGCUGCUCACCUGUCCCCUCUCUGACAUCAACAAACCAGUCAACAAAAAGUUCUUCAAAAAGUACGCCGGUUACUGGCAGAGGGUGAAGGACCUUCCUGCGCCACAUGGAAGCAUCGUAGCUAUGGACGGACGUAUACUCGCGGUCGGUGGAAAGAGCUCUCAAAAGCCAGCGACGCAAGCGACUAAUAGCGUGUGGGAGUACGCACAGAGUUCAGGGACGUGGAGCGUUGUGUCACACAUGAAGGCUGAUCGCUGGACUCCAAUUGUUGCCUCCCUACCUCACGAUCGACUUCUUGUCGUUGGUGGACAGGCCAAGUGGAAGAAGAUAAAUUCAGUGGAAGUUGCCAGCUUUUGAGAGCGAACCGUUUCUUAUCACUUCAUUAUUUUUCUUUGUCUAUAAUGCAGCAUUUCAUGUACAAUUACCCAACAUAUGUGACUAUGUACACAGUACGCUUUACUAUGGCACUUCAGUAUUAUAGGAUGCAUCUUUUCCUACCUUGAUAAUGUUUUCUAUGUUGAGGUUUUAGAACAUGUUUGUUUGAGACGUUGAUAAACGCUAUGUCGAUGUUGUUAUCAGUUCAAUCCCAAAACAAUGUCUUACACAAACACUGCAACCAAACAUAGAGUGAGAUCUCUUAUCUAUACUAUGUGUGCUGUAUGUUACUAAAUGACAAUGCACAUCGAUCCCUGUUUAUUUUGCCAUACUAUUGUUUAGUAGCCAGUAUGUACAUGUAUACAGUAUUAUACUGGCAUAGUACAGCAA
This is a messenger RNA of Geodia barretti, 3495 nucleotides long. Lineage: Eukaryota; Metazoa; Porifera; Demospongiae; Tetractinellida; Geodiidae. The record is from the annotation of a GenBank genome assembly.